This is a messenger RNA of Candidula unifasciata, 2940 nucleotides long. NCBI's taxonomy places the organism in Eukaryota, Metazoa, Mollusca, Gastropoda, Stylommatophora, Geomitridae. The record is from the annotation of a GenBank genome assembly.
AUGGCGGAAGGUGGGCCACCGGAUUUGGCGACUCAGAAAAAGAUUAUUGAGGGGUAUUUGUCCAGAAAUAUGAAGAAAGGCGAGUCAUGGUACCUGGUUGAUAUUAGGUGGUUCAAACAGUGGAAGAAGUAUGUCGGCUACGACCAAUGGGAUUCUUACAGUCUUGGGGAUCAGGCAGUUCAUCCUGGCCCUUUUGACAACUGCUCUUUGUUUAAACCGGACAGUACAGUUCUGAGAGAUCAUUUGGUGGAUGAUUUGGACUAUGUGCUGUUACCUGAGGAAGCAUAUAAAAAGUUGGCUUCCUGGUAUGGAGAAGCACCUGGACAGGAGCCAAUAAUUCGAAAGGUGAUUGAACAAGGCAUGUUUGUGAAGCAUUGUAAGGUAGAGGUAUACUUGAUGGAGCUGAAACUUUGUGAGAAUUCUGAUCUUAACACUGUGAUAACUCGAGCUUUCAGUCGGUCUGAUACAGUUGCCUCAAUUGAACAAGAAAUGCGUACUCUGUUUUCCAUUCCUGAUGACAAAGAGGUUCGAUUGUGGAACCGUUACAUGAGCAAUACAUUUGAACUUCUAAGUAAAAAGGAUAUUACUUUACAAGAGGCUGGUCUGUAUCAGGGACAGGUGAUUGUCAUAGAAGCCAAAAAUGAUGAUGGAACGUGGCCCAGGCAGAAUAAGAGUUCUAACACCUACAGCUCCGCAAGCUAUAAUACCAGAGGUUCUGGGUACACAGGAGCCAGUGCCUCCUCAAACCAGGACUCAAAUAGCCCGGGCACUAGCAUCAGUGGUUACAGCAGCACCAGCGGCGGUGGAUACUACAACAGCAAUGGCUAUGACCGCAGCAGCAGCUGCAAGCCAGGACUGUGUGGUCUGGCAAAUUUAGGAAACACCUGUUUCAUGAACUCGGCUCUUCAGUGUAUGAGCAACGUUAGCCCAUUGACAGAGUACAUGCUGAGCAAUCAGUGGGAGAAAGAACUCAACAAAGAAAACCCUCUUGGCAUGAGGGGUGAGAUUGCCAUUUCUUACAACGAGCUCAUAAGAGAUAUAUGGUUGGGCCAGAAGAGCUACACCGUGCCUCGGAAUUUUAAGAUUGCAGUGGGCAGAUUUGCUCCUCAGUUCUCGGGCUACCAGCAGCAGGAUUCUCAAGAGUUGAUGGCAUUUUUGUUGGAUGGACUACAUGAGGAUCUGAAUCGAAUUAGGAAAAAGCCUUACAUUGAACUCAAAGAUUCUGGUGGAAGACCUGAUAAGGAAGUCGCCAAAGAAGCCUGGGAUAACUACAAGAAGAGAAAUGACUCCAUCAUUGUUGACAUCUUUCAUGGCCUUCUGAAAUCGACAGUGCAGUGUCCUGACUGUAAACUGAUUUCUGUCACCUUUGACCCAUUCUGUUACCUCUCACUGCCGUUGCCUAUCAAGAAGGAGAGACAGAUGGAGGUGUUCUGGAUCCCUCUGCCUGCAGAUAAGAAACCUAUGCAGCUGAAAUUAACAGUGCCUAAGGCAGGCAGCAUUCGUGAUUUGUGUACAGCCUUGUCAUCUCUAGUAGAUGUCCCACCAGAUCGGAUGGUGGUCACAGACGUAUAUAACCACAGAUUUCACAAAAUCUUUGGUAUGGACGAGGGGGUCAACCACAUACUGGACAGAGAUGACAUCUUUGUGUAUGAGAUUCCAAUCACUGAUGUCGAAGAUCCCAACAUCAUGAUCCUGCCCAUUUACUUCCGAGACAAAAACAAUCGGCACUCAGAUCAAAACUCAGUGUCCAGCCAACCCUUGUUUGGUCACCCACUGCUGCUGGCAGUUCCAAGAGCUAACUGCACAUAUGAAAAAUUGUACCAGCUGUUGUUGCAACGAAUGGCGCGCUAUGUGAAAGUUCCAGAUGAGUCAGAUGACUGGCAGGAGGAACUCUCAGAAGAUGAGGACAAUUCCUCCUCAGAGACCAGUAGUUCCUCCCUCGGUGCCAGCAAUGGGAACUGGGAGGGGGAUUGUGAGGGAGGGGAGGCUAGCAACGUGAUACAGAUGGAGACCGUGACGUGUCAGGAGAGUGUGCCAAACGUGCCCGAUAGCAAAAGUAAUCCCAGCGAUGCUGUAGCUUCCUGUUCUGCAUCCCUGCCUUCUUCCAAGGGCAAGAGAAUCUUCUCACUGAGGUCAGCAAACAGUUUUGGCCGGGAUGAAACGGGCAGUGUUCUCAUAGAUAAUGGGAAACCUUUAAAACUUACAAGCAGGACAUACAUUGCUGUUGACUGGAGUAAAGCGGCCAAAGAGAGAUUUUUCAACGAAAAGGCAGCAGAGGAAUUUGAGGAGCAUGAGAGUAUGAAAUCACGCAAUGCGCAGAAAAGGACUGUCAUCCAGCUUGAUGAUUGUCUGAAGCUGUUCAUGAAAGAGGAGCAGCUCAGUGAGAAGGAUCCGUGGUACUGCCCAGACUGCAAGCAACACCAGCAGGCCACAAAGAAAUUUGACCUAUGGUCAUUACCUGAUGUGCUGAUCAUUCACUUGAAGAGAUUUUCUUACAACAAGUACUGGAGGGACAAGAUUGAUGUUCUGGUAGAGUUUCCUGUACAAGGUUUAGACCUACGCAAGUACAUCAUUAAUGAGGAGUCAGCAGAGUGUAAUGUUUAUGAUCUCAUCGCUGUAACCAACCAUUAUGGAGGCCUUGGAGGUGGUCACUACACAGCAUUCGCCAUGAACAAAGAUGAUGGCAACUGGUACUAUUUUGAUGACUCAAGUGUCACCAGCUCUUCAGCUGACGCUGUUGUUACAAAAGCUGCCUAUGUCCUUGUCUACCAAAGAAGAAACCUCAGCCACAAUCGAAAGUUGCUGCAUUCAGCGAAGGACCACAACUCCCGGACAUCGUUGACAGUUACCCAAGACUCUGUCAACAGCAAGUACCCAGAAUCCUCCAUCCCCAAUGGUGUCGGAGCAGCUAGUGAGGAAGACGAUAUGGAAACAAAUUAA